This is a messenger RNA of Lasiodiplodia theobromae, 1518 nucleotides long. RefSeq names its product MFS transporter. Lineage: Eukaryota; Fungi; Ascomycota; Dothideomycetes; Botryosphaeriales; Botryosphaeriaceae. The record is from RefSeq and is a predicted model, not a curated record. The coding region runs from base 1 to 1518 and encodes 505 amino acids. The transcript has 3 exons. Gene Ontology annotation, cellular component: membrane. Gene Ontology annotation, molecular function: transmembrane transporter activity. Gene Ontology annotation, biological process: transmembrane transport.
AUGGUCUCAGACUCCAAACAAGAUGUCGAAGCGCAUUCCGUGCAAGAUGACGACAAGAUCAAAGCCGCCGUCGCCAAAGGAGAUGGCGACGAGGCACUCAAGUUCCUCGCCGCCGAGGCCACGAAUGCUGGCGAACUCUCCGAUGUUAUUGACGAAAAAGCGCUGGUGCGAAAGAUCGAUUGGAUGAUCAUUCCACUCAUGUGGUGCUGCUACUGCCUGCAGUACCUGGACAAGACGUUGAUCAAUUACGCCGCCGUCAUGGGUCUCUACGAGGACGCAGCCAUCAACACGGACCAGUUUUCGACGCUAGCCUGGAUCUUCUACGCCUCGUACCUAGCAUUCGAGUUCCCGCACGGCUACGCCAUGCAGCGGCUGCCGACGGCCAAGUAUCUGGGCGCCAUGGUCACGCUGUGGGGCGUGGCAGUGGCGGCGACGGCGGCGUGCAAGACGUACGGCACACUGGUGGCCACGCGCGUGCUGCUCGGCGUCUUCGAGAGCGCCGUGGCACCGGCGCUGAUCCUGGUGACGGGCAUGUGGUACAAGAAGCGCGACGAGCAGCCGUGGCGGGUCGGGCUGUGGUACCUGGGCACCGGCGUGGGCACCGUCAUCGGCGCGCUGGUGUCCUUCGGCUUCCAGCACUACUCGUCGCCGACCUUCAACAGCUGGCAGAUCAUGUUCCUGGUCGUCGGGCUGGUCACGGUGGCGGUUGGCGUGCUCGUCGUGCUGCUGCUGCCCGACAAUCCCAUGACCUGCGCGCGCCUGACGCACGCCGAAAAGCUGUGGGCCGUCGAGCGGCUGCGCGUCAACCAGACGGGCAUCGAGAACGUGCGCUUCAAGCCGGCCCAGGCGCGCGAGUGCUUUGCUGAUCCGCAGACCUGGAUGAUCGCCCUCGCCACUGUCGCUAGCAACAUACCUAACGCCGCCACUAGCAGCUUCCAGGCCACCAUCAUCAAGGGCUUCGGCUAUGAUAGCAAGACGACCGCUCUGUUGAGUAUCCCCGCUGGUGCCGUCAUCAUCGUUUCAAUUUUAUUGGCCACAUAUACCGCAAACCGCUUCAACCAAAGGAGCCCGCCGGCCAUCGUAACGCAGAUAACUGGUGUGUUGGGUGGAUGUUUGAUUGCCUUUCUGCCUGCCGAUAACAAGGUCGGUAGGCUAAUCGGUAUUUACAUCAUGAACGGCAUCGUGGCCGGCUUGCCGCUCAUGUACGCCUAUGUAUCGGCCAACGUCGCCGGCCAUACCAAGAAGGUCACCAUGAAUGCCGUGCUGUUGAUCAGUUUCUGCCUCGGAAACAUUAUCGGGCCUCUGACCUUCCGCGACGGGGACAAACCCGAGUACAUGCCGGCCAAGAUCGCAAUCAUUGUGGCUGAUGUGUUUUCAAUCAUCGUAGUCGUCAUCCUGCGGUUUUAUUAUAUCUGGGAGAAUAGAAGGCGGGAUCGUUUGGCUAUCAGCCACCGGGAAAAUGUCGAAUUCCUAGAUCUAACGGAUAAAGAAAAUCUCGAGUUCAGAUACAGCCUGUAA